GCCGCUCGUUUUUUCCCCCCACUAGUGUUCUCUAGAUGGCUGAUAAAACGGUUACAGAACAAUACUUAUAAAUACAAAGCGUUGAAGCCUCUGUUAUACAGAUUUAUCCCAUCUUUGUAACAGUGAUGGCAGAACCGUCGAAUCCUCCUUUCGUUGAGAACCGCAUACGGGCGCUUUUAUUUCUACAGAAGAAGAAAGACAUGCCUUACGAAGAAUGGCGCCAUUAUUGGAUGGGGGAGCAUGCUCAGAUCGUUCUAGGAGUUCCAAUCGUUAGGAGGAAUUUUUUGAAAUAUGAACAGCUUCAUGUGAAUCGAGAAUGGAAAGAAAGACUUCGUCAAAGCCCCGGAAUGAGAGUACCCGAUUUCGAUGGUGUAGUCGUGUUGGAAGGAGAGUCUUUGGAAAAGCUCGCAGAGGUCACCCAAGACCCCGAAUACAUAGAAAAAGUGGUUGCCGAUGCAGUGAAUAUCUUCCAACUUGAAAAUACUAUCCAAGGAGCCUUCAACAUCGCUGUUAUCGCGGACAAAUCGGCCAAAGAUGCCAAGCCCGUAGUCGGGUGCUUCAUUCGAGAGGACGUUGGGAGGGUACUUCUACCCCUUCACAGGAAAGAUGGAUCUAGUCAUGCGGAGUUCAGUCAACAUUGGUUGAACGUCCAUGCUCCGCUAUUCAAACAUCUACUGGCUACCAGUGCCUCUAUUUCGAAGUACGAGCAGCUUCACGUUCAACAGGGAUCGGGAGUCUCGCCCGGGAGUCCUUUGGAUUGGGAUGGAGUCGGCGUAUUCGAAGCGAAGUCACUUGCAAAUGCUAUGGAGGUCUUUGCGGAUGAGAGGUUUGUCAAGAUUGCGACGGAGGACGGCGCCAAGUUCGUUAGCGAUGGCCAGUCCGAUAUUUUUCCUUGCGACGUGGUAACGUUGAUUGAUAAUUGAAGUAUGUAUGUACUUGGAUUCACGUAUAUCUGGGUUUCAUAAUUGUCGUUUUAUUCUCGAAACUCAGACAUUCUUUCUAGAAAUCGUGAUAGCCCACUGAAAGACAUUCUUGGCAGAAGCGCCGGGCAUUCAAGUGUGGUCAACAGACUGCUUCUUCCAACCUUUCUCCCCGAGCUUCCCCCCGAGCUUGGUAUCAUACGGCAAUCCUAAUAAUACCGAAUGUUCACCUCAUCUGUACCAGGCUACCAGCGCAUGAAACGGUGAUUGAUUAUUCGCUGCCUGCAUGCUGAUAGGCCCGGAGCUAUAUGUCGUCCGAUCGAGUACUAAAGUGUACAGAGUCGCUGGGGCUCAGAAUGCUUGCGUCGAUAUUACGGUACAGGGCCGGAUGCCUGUGGGAGCCGUGAGACGCAGAUGGCGCCGAAUCCAAGUCGAAUCUUAGGUGCUCGGCCUCUUAAUUUAUGAUAAGUGUAUUGGGGAGGAUCACGGCUGUUCAAUUCCUACCUCCACGCACAUAACCCAGCCCGACUUGACCGCGCUCCCUACAAUCGUUUUUUUCGUGCAUUGCCGCGUUUUUCAAUUAGUAGUGCGCCUUUAAUGUUCUCUUCAUCAACUGACCCUUACUGGUAUAGAAACAUACCUACUCAAGCUACAGCAGGACGAGGUUAGUUGAGAACAGAUCGCUUUGAAGCGCAGAUAAUCAAACUGUGCUUUAAUAGAUAUUGAACUACAUAUAAUAUUAAAGAAACAUUAAACUAAA
Messenger RNA from Marasmius oreades (fairy-ring Marasmius), 1680 nucleotides. RefSeq lists its product as uncharacterized. Gene Ontology annotation, molecular function: oxidoreductase activity. NCBI's taxonomy places the organism in Eukaryota, Fungi, Basidiomycota, Agaricomycetes, Agaricales, Marasmiaceae. The transcript has 5 exons. The record is from RefSeq and is a predicted model, not a curated record. Bases 126 to 923 code for a protein of 265 amino acids.